AUGGAAGGUGCGAAAGUGAUUGCAAAAGAUCUUGGGUUCUUUUUGACACAUUCAUCAACCAAAUCAAAUGAUGGCGAGAAGUACCCCCGAAUAUAUCUUCACUGCCAUCGUGGAUAUAAGAACAAUACAUAUGUCCCAGAUCCGGAUAAGAAAGGACGAUCCAACACAAAGUCACUUAAAGAUGGUUGUCGUUUUCGAGUGAGACUGGUGGGACUCCCGGAGGAAAAGACUUGGAUGAUUGAUGGUGUGAAGGACAAUCACAAUCCGGGACAAUUUUCUGGGUUUCACAACCAUGCAUUAGAGCUUUAUCCCGAAGGCCACACUCAGAGGAAUGCUUUUACUAAUGAAGAGCUAAAGGAUAUGAAGGAGAUGGAAUGGGCUCGUGUUGCUCCUCGAAAAAUGAUGCAAACUAUCAACCAAAACUAUGGUACUCACCAUAACAAACGACAAUUUUACAACAUGACAGCAAAUAUAAGGAUUGAGAGAUUGAGUGGCAUGACCCCUUCGGAUUGGACGUUACACCAUGCGAGAGAGAUGGGGUACUACAUUGGCUACAAGCGUGAUGAUGAUCGCCACCUUACUCACCUUUUUCUUGCUCACCCUGAGUCCGUUCGGAUGUUGAGUGCUUGGUACCAUGUAAUCUUGAUUGAUUCCACAUACAAGACGAACAAAUAUAAGAGGCCCCUGGUUGAGGUUAUUGGUGUUACCCCCGUCAAGAGGAACUUCAACAUUGGAUUUGCUAUGAUGGAGGGGGAAACCACAGAUUCUUAUGUUUGGCUUUUGAGAGAGUUACAGAACAUGCUUGGAGAUCGCAUACCGAAUGCAAUUCUAACUGACAAGGAGGGAGGAUUGGUUGCCGCUAUCCCUCAGGUCUUCACGAAAUCGGCCCACUUGUUGUGUAUAUGGCACAUAAAGCGGAACAUUGAAGCUAAGAUGAUGGAUUUGGGGAUACCUCCCAACCUGCUGCAUAGCUUCAACACACACUAA
Linum tenue is the source of this 987-nucleotide messenger RNA. NCBI's taxonomy places the organism in Eukaryota, Viridiplantae, Streptophyta, Magnoliopsida, Malpighiales, Linaceae. The record is from the annotation of a GenBank genome assembly.